This is a messenger RNA of Clarias gariepinus (North African catfish), 3847 nucleotides long. RefSeq names its product von Willebrand factor A domain-containing protein 5A-like. The transcript is spliced from 22 exons. The coding region runs from base 71 to 2434 and encodes 787 amino acids. The record is from RefSeq and is a predicted model, not a curated record. Lineage: Eukaryota; Metazoa; Chordata; Actinopteri; Siluriformes; Clariidae.
UGUAAAUACUCUCCCACUGAGAACCGUUAUUUUCAGGGUUUUACGAAGAUUCCCACAAAAAUAGAGCAAAAUGGACUGUGGCUUGUUGACAAACAAGAAGGAGGCUGUUCCACUGAAGCACAUUGAGGUGGAACUAGAGGUACAGGGGCAUGUAGCAACAGUGACCUCUACCCUGCAGUAUAUAAAUGAAGAAGAGUGCCCCCUGGAGGCUGUGUUUGUCUUUCCCAUGCCUUCAGGAGCUGCUGUCUGCCAUUUCAGUGCCAAGAUUGCAGAUCAGGAGAUAGUGGCUGAGCUGCAGGAGAAACAGGAAGCGCGAGAGCAGUAUGAUGAUGCCCUGAGUUCAGGUGAACAAGCUUUCCUGUUGGAGGAGAGUGAGGAGUCUGUGGAUGUGUUCAGGCUGAGUGUGGGGUCUCUGCCUCCACACCAGAGUGCCACUGUCACCUUCAUUUACAUAAUUGAGCUGAGUGUGCAGGCUGACCAUUCACUGCAAUUUUGCCUGCCUGCAGUGCUCAACCCUCGUUACUCACCAGCCGGUACAGGUGGUGGUAUAGUGUCAGAGAUAACAUCAAGUUCCACUCGUGUUUCCUAUUCUCUUUCUUUUACUGCACAUGUGAGCUCUCCAAACCCCAUCACUAAAGUGGAGUCCAAGUGUCCUCUAGAGCCCCUGACAUUCCUCAACACAGAGCACACAAAGGCAAAGGUAAGCCUUUCUGCAGGUCAUAAGUUUGACAGAGAUGUUGAGCUGUAUGUAUAUUAUCAGAAUCCCCAUCAGCUCACUGCUAUAGUGGAGGCUGGAGCUCCCACUGCACAGCCAGGGACUCUAAUGGGAGACCCUGCAGUCAUGAUCAGUUUCUAUCCAGAGUUUCCUGAGUCAGUCAUGUCCUCCACGAUGUCAUGUGGUGAGUUUGUGUUUGUUAUGGACAGAUCUGGCAGUAUGGGCAGCUUUACACAUGAGGAAGGCCGUGCACAAGAACGCAUCGCGUGCGCCAGGGACACACUGCUCCUGCUGCUGAAAAGUCUUCCCAUGGGCUGUUACUUCAACAUAUAUGGUUUUGGCUCUGACUUUGAAUCAUUCUUCCCGAAAAGUGUGCAGUACAGUCAAGACACUAUGGCGAAGGCAGUGAAAAAGGUAAAGGAGAUUCGCGCAGACAUGGGAGGGACAGAGAUUCUGCAACCUCUGGAACAUAUUUACAAACAGCCGUGCAUCCCCGACCACCCAAGACAGUUGUUUAUAUUUACAGAUGGUGAAGUAGGAAAUACCAGAGAUGUUCUUCAUUGUGUAAAAAGGAAUGCUGAUGUUCACAGAUGCUUCUCAUUUGGGAUUGGUGAAGGAGCAAGUUCUGCACUAAUUACAGGAUUGGCUGAGAAUGGCUCUGGCCACGCCCAAUUCAUUACAGGAACUGAACGCAUGCAGGCCAAAGUAAUGCAGUCUCUUCGCUUUGCUUUACAACCAGCAGUAAUUGAUAUUGUUGAGGAUUGGGCUGGUUUGUCUUUCACUCGUCUGAGUCCCCCAAUUAAAACACUUUUCCAUGGUCAAAGAGCGCUGAUUUAUGCCCAGUUGAAAGGAGAGGACUGUCAGAAUUCAGAGGCCAAUGGAAAGAUAUCAGUGCGGUACCGCCUAGGAGAACAAGAGGUCUCAAACACUGUGCACUUCUCCAUGAUGUCUAUUGAGAAUAGCGGACUGGUCAUCCACAAGUUGGGCGCUCGUUGUCUAAUCCGCUCGCUGGAAAGGGAAGAGCAGGAUGAUGGAGUUGAUAAAGAGGCUUUAAAGGCCAGGGUGGUGGAACUGAGCAAACAGUCUGGAGUGAGCAGCUCACACACUGCCUUCAUAGCUGUCAAUAAGGGCAGUGGACAAGCUGUGAAAGGACCACUGGUGACGAGGAGAAUUCCAACACAAGGUUUGAGUAGUUAUGAUGCACAAUUGUGUUAUUAUUCCUUGUAUGAUGCAGACGAAUCAAUGUGUUCUAGUUACUCUAGAGGAUAUGACAUAAAAAACAGAUGCUACGUAAAAAAAAGUUUGACCAAAAGGAUUAAAAAUUGGUUUGGCUUCUCUAACAGAAGCUUUAGCGUAAAACAAGCUGCCUCUUUAGAAACUUCUGAGGCUUCAAUGGACCCACUGUUGCAGAUUGUCUCCCUCCAGGAAGCUGUGGGUUGCUGGCAAAUGGAGUCUACACUUGCAGAGGUGUUUGGAGUGACAAAAAAAGAGCUGAUUGCAAAGAUUCCUGAAAAGGUGAAGCCAGAUGUCUGGGCUACACUUCUGGCUCUGAUUUGGUUACAUGGCUUUAAGAUCGAUGCACAGGUUGAGUGGCAGUGUUUGGCCAUGAAAGCAGUGGAAUGGCUUCGCACUCAGACAGUGGGUAACCUCCUAGAGUGUGUGCGGGUAGGUAAUUCUCUACUUGGCUGUCAGGUUAAAGAAGAUGCUCUUGGGCUCUGAAGCCUUCACCGUCUUACAGCAUUCACACAGAAGCCCUGGCAUCCUUUCUUUUCUAAUUUAUAUAUAUAAAAAAAGCUUUAAUUAGCAUGUUUUUACACAUAAGAUUAUGUAGGUAUAUGUACUAGUAUGGCAAUAAAACAUUUUGUUUAUCAAUUUACAAAAAAUUAUGUUUUGUUAGUAAAAUCUUUACUUUUGGAUUUUAUGGUAACAUUUAUUCCAUGGUGUGAAGUAUGUGGUGUUGGCCCAAGAAUCCAACCAAGAUCAUUGAAUCACAGGUUUAAUGCAUUUGUUGGUAAGGGUUAAUGUUCACAUGUAUAAAGGGUAUUUGAAAUGUGUAAUAAUAGUUCAUAAAAAAUAUUAAUCAUAGUGUAGAGAGAGAGAGCUCAUCUGCAUUCUUGAUAUUUUGGAACACCAAGAAAUUAUUAAUACUGUAUGUUUUAAAAAUACACAUAUAUUACAUUUUGAAUAGUUAAAAUUAAGUGUCAUUUUAAAUAUUUCCUGGUUUUUCUUUACAAUUUAUAUUUCCUUUAUACUUUGUACUUUAUUUAGAAGCAAUUUGCUUCAAUCAUCAAACAGAGAACUGAGGGUAAGAACUCUUCAAAUAAGCUUACAUAAGACAAACAGGAAAAAAAACUCAGCAUGUAUAGUACUAGUCAAAAGUUUGGACACACCUUCUAAUUCCUUUUUUUGGUGAUUUACCAACAUUCUACAAUAAUACUGGAGAUUUUAAAACUAUGAAAUAACACAUGUAAUUAGGCAAUUAAGUAACAACAACAGUAGGUUGUAAAUUUAAGACAUGAAGGUCAGCUGUUCUGGAAUAGUUCUUGCAAGAACAGUAUUGUCAUGUGCAUUUGCAAAAACCAUCAAGCACUAUGAUGAAACUGGCUACAAAGAAGAACUUCAUUUAGAGUUAGAAGCCUCAUAAAUCAGAAAUUAAUAACACCCUGGAUUUAAACAUUUAUAAAGGUUUUACAGAGCAUAAGCAGCGGAUACAUCUCAACAUCAACUGUUUAAAGAAGACUUGCAUAUUUUAGAUCAGUCUAAUUUUAGACCCCUUCAGAAAGAAACCAAAGACCUUAAAUAAGGCAACUUAUGAUCAGUAAACACAAAAUGCACAAAUCCAAUCAAAACAGGAAAUGCACUAACAAACUGGAAUUCAAUUGAAAGAAUAGUCUCACAAAUACAAAAGUCUAAGAACUGAAACCUUCACACUGACGGAACCUGUGUCUGAAAUGUAUUUCUUUAGGAAAUGUGCAAAUUUCGCUGAGCCUUUACUAUAUAUUUGCAUUAUAUCUGUUAGCUGAAAUAUUGAAUAUGAGAUUUAAACAAAUUAAUCGUUUUAAUGUUGUAAUUGUGUCUAAUUAUGUGGCCUCUUUUGUAGCUACUGUAGCUGAUACAUGCUGUAAGCUAAUA